CCACGGGGCGCAUUCAACAAACCUUUGAGCAUGCCAUCUCUGUGGUCAACAGCGAUUUGAGUAUUCCUCUCCAGGGCGAUUCGGCCAAUGUAGAUUUUGGAAAUUCAGUACACGCAUUUGGGGAACUCUGCAGACUUAUGCAGAAUGGCGUCGGCGCCGUGUUUGGACCUUCGGCCAGGCACACAGCAGCGCAUCUUUUCAGUGCCUGUGAUGCUAAGGAUUUACCAUUUAUCUAUGCUCAUCUCUCAUCCAACCAGCAGACAGAUGGCUUCAAUCUGCAUCCACAUGCCGAGGAUAUUGCUCAUGUGCUCUACGAUAUCAUACAACAAUUUGAAUGGUCGCGUUUUAUUUUUUUGCUAUGAAUCCUCUGAAUAUCUUACAAUAUUAGAUCACCUAGUAGCACUUUAUGGCAUUAAAAGUCCUCUUAUUAAGGUCAUGCGGUACGAUCUCAAUCUCAAUGGCAAUUACAAAGCUGUACUCAGGCGCAUUCGCAAAUCGGAGGAUAGUCGCAUUGUCGUUGUUGGCUCCACCGAAGGCGUUGCUGAGCUGCUGCGUCAGGCUCAGCAGGUGGGCAUCAUGAAUGAGGAUUACACCUAUCUGGUCGGCAACUUGGAUCUGCACACUUUCCAGCUGGAGGAAUACAAAUACAGCGAGGCCAACAUCACGGGCAUUCGCAUGUUUGAUCCGGAUAAGAAAGAAGUGCGUCAAUUGAUUGAGACACUGAAUCGUGCCGUGGGCGAAAGUGAGCCACUUGAUUUGGGUUCCUCGCCCAUUACUUUGGCCAUGGCUCUUACCUAUGACGCGGUGCGUGUGAUUGCUGAGACCACCAACAAUAUGCCGUACCAACCACAGCAAUUGAACUGCUCGGAGCGACAUGAUGUAGUGCAACAAGAUGGAUCCACUUUUCGCAACUAUAUGCGAACGUUGGAAAUCUUGGACAAAACCAUCACUGGACGCAUCUUCUUCCAGGGCAAUGUGCGCAAAGGUUUUACCUUCGAUGUGAUUGAGCUGCAACCCACGGGAUUAAUCAAAGUGGGCACGUGGGAAGAAGGCCAAGACUUUGAAUUUAAUCGUCCACCACAAGUACAGGAACUACUAGACAAUGAAGAAAACUCGUUAGUUAACAAAACUUUCAAAGUGCUCAUCUCAGUUCCAAACAAACCUUACGCUAGCUUGGUGGAAAGCAUCAACAGUUUGGUUGGCAACAGUCAGUAUGAGGGAUAUGGCAUUGAUCUGAUCAAAGAACUAGCAGAUAAACUGGGCUUUAACUUUACGUUUCACAAUGGCGGCAACGAUUACGGUUUCUUCAACAAGACCACGAAUCAAACAACGGGCAUGUUAAAGGAGAUUGUCGAGGGUCGCGCCGACUUAGCAAUAACAGACUUGACCAUCACAUCAGAGCGAGAAGAGGCCAUUGACUUUUCCAUACCCUUUAUGAAUUUAGGUAUUGCCAUUUUGUAUGUGAAGCCUCAGAAAGCGGAGCCAGCGCUCUUUUCCUUCAUGGACCCCUUCUCAAAAGAAGUGUGGUUAUAUCUGGGCAUUGCUUAUCUGGGUGUUUCACUCUGUCUCUUUGUGCUGGGUCGUCUUUCGCCCUCUGAAUGGGAUAAUCCCUAUCCAUGUAUAGAGGAACCGGAAGAACUGGAGAAUCAAUUUACCAUAAAUAACUCAAUGUGGUUUACCACAGGCGCCUUGCUGCAACAAGGCUCUGAAAUUGCACCCAAAGCUUUAAGUACGCGCACUAUAUCAUCUAUCUGGUGGUUCUUCACGCUGAUCAUGGUCUCCUCAUAUACGGCUAACUUGGCUGCCUUCUUAACCAUCGAGAAUCCAUCGAGUUCCAUAGACAGCGUCGAAGAUUUAGCCGAGAACAAAGAUGACGUUCAAUAUGGAGCCAAGCGCACAGGGUCGACUAGGAAUUUCUUCUUGACAUCUGAGGAACCCAUUUACAUGAAGAUGAAUGCGUACAUGACGCAAAACAAAGAUAUGUUGACUGAAACGAAUCUGGAAGGUGUCGAUAAGGUAAAAGCUGGCACCAAAUACGCCUUUCUCAUGGAGUCCACAUCCAUUGAGUUUAAUACGGUGAGAGAAUGUAAUCUCAAGAAAAUUGGCGAACCUCUCGAUGAGAAGGGUUACGGCAUUGCCAUGCCCAAAAAUUGGCCAUAUCGCGAUAAGUUCAACAGAGCGUUGCUGGAGCUGCAAGAGCAAGGUGUCUUGGCUAGACUCAAGAACAAAUGGUGGAAUGAAAUAGGAGCCGGAGUUUGUAACGCUAAAAGCGAAGAUGACGGCCCUUCAGAACUGGAAAUGCAGAACUUGAGUGGCAUUUAUUUGGUGCUGAUCGUCGGCUCGAUUUUAUCAUUUGUGCUUUCGUUUUUCUAUUGGUGUUUGUUUGUCUUCAAAAGAGCCAAAUUCUAUGACGUGCCCUUCUGCGAUGCCUUGGCCGAAGAAUUUAAGAUUGUCAUCAGUUUUGCUGAAAAUGAACGAGCCUUGAAGAGCGCUCAAUCGGUUUAUUCACGCAGUCGCAACUCUUCGCAAUCCAUCGAAUCGCUCAAAACCGAUUCUGACGAUCAGGUGCCAGAGGAAGAGAUGAUAUUAUUUUAUGCAAAAAUGCAGACAAGAAAUAUAUUAAUAUGUUUCUUAAUAGCAUUGUUAACUAAUUCGUUAAUAAAUGCCGAAGAAGCUGAGCCAGAAAUGUUGCCAGUCUACGAAGAUAUCCAGAAUAUGGGCAGUGUAGCAAUUGGUCUGCUGACUGAUCAGAAUACAGAGCAAAUGAAUAUAGUAUUUGAUCAUGCUAUAAGUGUAGCCAAUGAGGAAUUAGGUUUAUCCCUAACAUCGUUCAAAGAGGAAGUCAACUAUGGCGAUGGCUAUCACAGCUACAACACCUUGUGUCGCAUGCUUGAGACUGGUAUUGCUGGUGUCUUUGGUCCCUCAUCGCGUCACACGGCUGUGCAUUUAAUGUCUAUAUGCGAUGCGAUGGAUAUUCCUCACAUCUAUUCCUAUAUGAGCGAAUAUAGCGAAGGUUUUAAUCUGCAUCCUCAUCCGGCGGAUCUGUCGAAAGCACUUUACAGCAUCAUCAAACAAUUUGAGUGGUCGCGAUUUACAUUUCUCUACGAAUCAGCGGAAUACCUGACCAUACUCAAUGAACUUAACUUGAUUUUCGGCAUGAAUGGGCCAAUUGUGACCGUUCUACGCUAUGAUAUGCAAUUAAAUGGAAAUUAUAAACCAAUUCUGCGGCGAGUGCGAAAAUCCUCGGACAAUCGAAUUGUGGUUGUUGGAAGCUCGGACACAAUGCCAGAGUUCCUUAAUCAGGCUCAACAAGUGGGCAUUAUCAAUGAAGACUACAGCUUUAUUAUUGGCAACUUGGACUUUCAUUCGUUUGAUCUCGAAGAAUACAAAUAUAGCGAGGCCAACAUCACAAGUCUACGUUUAUUUUCCCCUGAAAAAAUGGCUGUCAAGGAACUUAUGCAAAAAAUUGGCUACAACAUUGAGCAAGACGAGUUUCGCAAUGGAUCCUGUCCUCUAACUGUGGAAAUGGCGUUGACCUACGACGCCGUGCAAGUAUUUGCUGAAACUCUAAGAAAUUUGCCCUUCCAUCCAGUUUCGCAAAACUGCUCUCAGCGCACUGAAAGUGUGCGAGAUGAUGGCUCAUCCUUUAAGAAUUAUAUGAGAACGUUGCGUUUGAAGGAUCGCCUGCUCACAGGACCCAUCAAUUUCGAGGGUAAUGUGCGCAAAGGUUAUAGCCUGGAUGUCAUCGAGCUGCAGCCUUCGGGCAUUGUCAAAGUGGGAAAUUGGAAUGAGUAUCGAGGUUAUAGACCAGAGCGUAUAGCACCUACCAAUACUCAAUUUGACAACAUUGACAAUUCGCUGGCCAACAAAACGUUCAUAGUGUUGCUCUCAGUGCCGAACAAACCUUAUGCCAGUUUAGUAGAGAGCUUCAAGAAAUUAGAGGGCAACAGUCAGUAUGAGGGUUAUGGUGUGGAUUUGAUCAAGGAACUGGCCGAUAAGUUGGGUUUUAACUUUACCUUUAAAAAUGGUGGCAAUGACUAUGGCUCCUACAACAAGACCUCCAAUGAAUCCUCCGGCAUGCUACGCGAAAUCAUGUAUGGUUUUGCCGACUUGGCCAUCACGGAUUUAACAAUCACUUCAGAGCGCGAGGAAGCUAUCGAUUUCAGUAUUCCAUUUAUGAAUCUAGGCAUUGCGAUACUCUACUUGAAACCACAGAAGGCAAAGCCAGAGCUUUUCACUUUCAUGGAUCCCUUUUCCGAGGAUGUUUGGUGGUUUUUGGGACUCUCUUUUCUAGGAGUUUCGUUGAGUUUCUUUAUACUUGGUCGUCUGUCGCCCAGUGAAUGGGAUAAUCCAUAUCCUUGCAUCGAAGAACCUGAAGAACUAGAGAAUCAAUUUACUAUAGGCAACUCUGUUUGGUUUACCACUGGAGCCUUGCUACAGCAAGGCUCAGAAAUUGGACCCAAGGCUUUGUCAACAAGAACUGUUGCCAGUUUCUGGUGGUUCUUCACAUUGAUUGUCGUCUCGUCUUAUACUGCCAAUUUGGCUGCUUUUUUGACCAUUGAGAAACCACAAAGUUUGAUCAACAGCGUGGAUGAUUUGGCGGACAACGAAGUAGGCAUUGUCUAUGGCGCUAAGAGUAGUGGUUCCACAAGGAAUUUUUUUCAGUCGUCGGAGGAUGUACGUUUUAUAAAAAUGAAUAAAUUUAUGACCGAACAUCCAGAGUAUCUUACAGCCACUAAUCAAGAAGGUGUCGAUAGAGUAAAGACAAGCACAAACUAUGCUUUUCUCAUGGAGUCCACGUCCAUUGAGUAUAACACAAAGCGUGAAUGUAAUUUGAAAAAGAUUGGUGAUGCUCUCGAUGAGAAAACCUACGGCAUUGCCAUGCGAAAAAAUUGGCCAUAUCGCGAUAAGUUCAACAAUGCUUUACUGGAGCUGCAGGAGCAGGGUGUGCUCGAGAAGAUGAAGAACAAAUGGUGGAAUGAGGUCGGUUCAGGCAUUUGUGCUACCAAAGAGGAGACGCCCGAUGCCACACCGCUGGCCAUGGACAAUUUGGCUGGUGUCUUCCUUGUGCUGCUCGUGGGCAGCUGUGCUGCCAUGUUCUAUGGUGCCAUCAGCUGGGUGCUGUUCAUCAUCAAGAAGGCAAGACAUCAUAAGGUGUCACUGAAGGACGCCUUUAAGGAGGAGUUCGAGUUUCUCGUUGACUUCAACAACUACAUUAGAGUGCUGAAGAGUUCAGCCUCCAUUUAUUCGCGCAGUCGUCAAUCCUCGAUAUCAGCUGGUUCAUAA
Molecule: messenger RNA, 5286 nt
Organism: Drosophila sulfurigaster albostrigata
Lineage: Eukaryota; Metazoa; Arthropoda; Insecta; Diptera; Drosophilidae
Gene: GluRIIE
Exons: 26
Coding region: 145-5286 (1713 amino acids)
Biological process (GO): synaptic transmission, glutamatergic; monoatomic ion transport; modulation of chemical synaptic transmission
Cellular component (GO): plasma membrane; postsynaptic membrane
Molecular function (GO): glutamate-gated receptor activity; transmitter-gated monoatomic ion channel activity involved in regulation of postsynaptic membrane potential
Source: RefSeq, a predicted model, not a curated record